AUGUGUCUGGGUAUUGAACAGUGCGAAAGUUUGCCUCUGAAGAAGAUGUGUGGCAAUUUAGUGGUCUCUUGGCCAUGUGGACCUUGUGCUGUCGCGUCCAAAUUCUUCCUUACCCAGUCGUGCAGCACCAUCCUGCAUUCUCUGCUGAACAAACUCGCCAUCGCGCCCGGCAGCUGGGUGAACGUCGUUGCAAGCUUUGGCACAAUGGAAGCAGCUCGUUUGGUAUUGGCCUUGAAGGGUCUCUUGGUGCAAAAGCUAGCGGAAGCGUGCAUGCUCGAAUAUAGCAUCUGCAAAUUUGGGGCUGGCAACCUCCUUGUAACCUAG
Messenger RNA from Ostreobium quekettii, 324 nucleotides. The record is from the annotation of a GenBank genome assembly. NCBI's taxonomy places the organism in Eukaryota, Viridiplantae, Chlorophyta, Ulvophyceae, Bryopsidales, Ostreobiaceae.